This is a messenger RNA of Aspergillus mulundensis, 1296 nucleotides long. RefSeq names its product putative trimethyllysine dioxygenase TmlH. Bases 1 to 1296 code for a protein of 431 amino acids. The transcript has 9 exons. Gene Ontology annotation, molecular function: oxidoreductase activity. The record is from RefSeq and is a predicted model, not a curated record. Lineage: Eukaryota; Fungi; Ascomycota; Eurotiomycetes; Eurotiales; Aspergillaceae. Gene Ontology annotation, biological process: carnitine biosynthetic process. Gene Ontology annotation, cellular component: mitochondrion.
AUGGAUGUUCAGUAUACCCAAGCAGAACGGCCUUUGCUUUGUCUCCCGAAAUAUAUGGAUUUCUUUGGGAUCCUCAGCGCCUCGUUCCUUGCGGGGCCGGGCUCCUCGUCCUCAACUGCUGCGGUGGAAGUCCUCGACCCAGCAGCUGAGAACAGUACCUCCCCGAAGCAGGAUGAGGAGGCUUCUCCGCUGAAACAGGAAGCGCCGGAGAAACAAGAUCUUUCUCUCCCUGGUUUUGUCGAAGGUCCGGACAACAACAAUACUUCGCCCUCAGCUUCUUCAGCUGAAAAGACUGUGUCUUUACCCAUUGAAAAGGGGGACCAACCAGCCACUGCCACUUUUCUGAAAAUGUGGUUAAGGUGGCUGGCUCUUAACACCUACAAGGGAGGCAGCAAAAUCCCGAAUUCUGCAUCAAUAAGUUUCCGCCCAUUCAAGAUAUGGGUGAGGGAGCAUGAUUACCCAACAAUAUCUUACUCCGACGUCAUGCACAAUGAUAGAGGAGUCAAGAAAUGGCUACAACUUAUCUAUGAUUGGGGCUUCUGUUUUGUAAAAGAUACCCCGGUUAAUCCUGAAGCUACCGAGGCCCUGUUGAAGCGGAUAGCCCACAUUAGGCAUACCCAUUAUGGUAAAUUCGAAUGCUCUGAUGAUCGGCACACCUUGAAAUUAACAGUGUUAGGCGGCUUUUGGGAUUUCACAGCCGACUUAUCCUUCGGGGAUACUGCAUAUACCAAUGAGGCUCUCGGUGCACACACAGACAAUACAUACUUCACUGACCCAGCACGACUCCAACUAUUCCAUCUGCUGUCCCAUACAGACGGCGAUGGAGGGGCUACCUUGCUUGUUGAUGGCUUCCGCGCAGCAAAGAGGUUAUAUUACGAGGACAGGGAACACGGUCGAAUCCUAAAAAAUACACAACACCCGUUCCACGCGAGUGGGAAUAAAGACUCCGUCAUCCAACCCGUUGAACAACACCCCGUUUUCAAAGUCCAACCGCAGUUCGCCGGGCGUCUCUACCAGGUCCGCUGGAACAAUUACGAUCGAGCGGCAAAGUGGAAUUGGUCACAUCAGGAUCAAGAGGCCUGGUACAGGGCCGCGAAUCACUUUAACGAAAUUAUUCAUCAAAGGGACAUGGAAAUACGGCUUCAGCUUGAACCGGGUACAGCGCUCAUCUUUGACAACUGGAGGAUGCUGCAUGGUCGGUCUGCCUUCACUGGGAAACGAAGAAUGUGCGGCGGCUAUACGGUUAUUCUGGGCUUGAAGCAUGGUCUAAUCAGGUAUUUGUGCAGUCUCGAAUGA